AUGUCGGAUGAGGUCGAAAUUGAGGACGCUCCGCCUGGAUACAGGUCAUAUGUCUGGCAGUAUUUUGGCUUUCUCAUUAAAAAAGACAAAGACAGCAACAGAGUAACUGACAAGACUAAGACUGUGUGUAAGCUAUGCUAUGCUGUCAUUCCGUACACCACCUCCAACACAACAAACAUGAACCACCACCUUCAACGCCACCAUAAAAAUGUGAAGACGGCCCCGGAGAAAACGAGCCUACCAAAGGGACAGCUGACCAUGAAGCAAGCACUGACACCAAUUCUACCCCCAUCAAGUCCGCGUGCAAAACAGAUAACCAGGCUUAUUGGCGAGUUUAUAGCGGACUAUAUGGCUCCAUUUAACAUUGUAGAGAACAGAAAAUUCAUCCAAAUGUUCAAUGUGCUGGAGCCCAAGUUUAAGAUGCCAUGCCGAGGACAUUUUUCAGAGAAGGUAAUCCCGGAAAUUUACAAUGAAAUCAAACGGAGCGUGAAAGAGUGUCUCAAAAAUGCAGACUGUGUUGCCCUGACCACCGACGGCUGGACUUCGCGUGCAACGCAGAGCUAUAUCACCAUCACGGCACAUGUCAUCAAUGAGAAAUGGGAGAGUAAAAGCUUUGUGUUGCAAACUCGUGAACUAAGUGAAAGUCAUACUGGUGUUAACAUAGCUCACGUGUUGAGAAAUGCACUGACAGAGUGGGAGCUAACAAGGCCCCAAAGGACCAUUGCUUGUGUCACAGAUAACGCGAGCAACAUGGACAUCGCUGUAAGAGAGAGCGGUCUCCAUCCUCACAUCAAGUGCUUGGCGCACGUUAUAAAUCUGGCAAGUAAGCGAGGCUUGGCUGUAUCCCGCGUCGCGCGACUUCUUGGCCGUGUGCGAAGCGUAACUACGUUCUUUCACAAGAGCACCACGGCCACCGCCGUCCUGACCAACAAGCAAACCCAGUUGGACCUGCCUCGGCACAAGCUCAUCACCGAUGUCCAGACCAGGUGGAAUAGCACGUACGAAAUGCUCGCGCGCUACCUGGAGCAACAAGCAGCUGUCUCAGCAGCGCUGAGCUGCGCAGAAAUCCGAAGGAAUGCGAGAGAAAUCGACACUCUGGAUAACGCUGAUAUAUCCGAUGUAGAAGACAUAGUAAAACUGCUUAAGCCACUGAAGACCGCCACAACAGUUCUUUGUGAUGAAAAAGAGCCCACUGUUUCACUUAUAAUGCCACUUAAGCACAUGAUCGAGCAAAGCAUGUCACCAGAUGAAAAUGACACACAGACCAUCGCCAGCAUGAAAAGCGCCAUCCUACUUGACAUCACGGGCCGUUACUCUGGGGACUGUAAUGACAUGUUGCAGGAGUGCGCAGCGCUUGACCCACGAUUCCGAAGCCUCUCCCACCUGAAUGAUGAACAACGUGAGUCCGUCUAUGCGAGGACACGGGAAAAAGCUUCAGGACUUCAUGUGCAACGCAACAAGACCAGUGACACUGAUGAAAAAACUAGGGCCAGUGCUUCAACAUCAGGGUCUGCAGCAGAGCGGGUCUUUGUCAUGGCUGAGGCAGCACAGGGAGCAGAGCAGAGCCAGGAAGAGCCAGUAGAACGAGAAAGGCAGAUGCAGGACGUGAUCCAGCCUCCCCCACCAAAGAAGACAGCGCUAGAAGAUCUUCUUGGGCGCUCCUACACCACUGUUGAGGCAGUGCAGUCCAGCAGAGGGAUUGAAAUGGAGAUACUCUCCUACAGAAAUGGGAUUCCUAUCCCACUUAACAGUAGUCCACUUGAGUGGUGGAAAGUGAAUGCAUAUACUUACCCCAUACUUGCCCCUUUUGCCAAAGCCUACCUUUGCAUUCCUGCUACGUCAGUGCCCAGCGAGCGUGUCUUUUCUACAGCAGGAGACAUUGUGUCUGCUCAAAGAUCACUGAUUACACCAGAACAUGUUGAUAUGUUAGUUUUUCUGAAGAAGAACCAGUGCUAG
Messenger RNA from Melanotaenia boesemani (Boeseman's rainbowfish), 1956 nucleotides. Its product is annotated as E3 SUMO-protein ligase ZBED1-like. The coding region runs from base 1 to 1956 and encodes 651 amino acids. The record is from RefSeq and is a predicted model, not a curated record. The transcript has 2 exons. Gene Ontology annotation, molecular function: protein dimerization activity; DNA binding. Lineage: Eukaryota; Metazoa; Chordata; Actinopteri; Atheriniformes; Melanotaeniidae.